Suillus subaureus is the source of this 1977-nucleotide messenger RNA. Its product is annotated as permease for cytosine/purines, uracil, thiamine, allantoin-domain-containing protein. Bases 243 to 1781 code for a protein of 512 amino acids. The transcript is spliced from 12 exons. NCBI's taxonomy places the organism in Eukaryota, Fungi, Basidiomycota, Agaricomycetes, Boletales, Suillaceae. Gene Ontology annotation, biological process: transmembrane transport. Gene Ontology annotation, cellular component: plasma membrane. Gene Ontology annotation, molecular function: transmembrane transporter activity. The record is from RefSeq and is a predicted model, not a curated record.
AAAGUAAACUAUGCUAUCACGAUCCUAGUUUGCGUGGCACGUGCUACAUUUCUGGCCUACUAAGCCACCAGGGUUCGGAUGCGGUCGCAUCAUGGCCGCUAGAUGUUUCGUAACCGAAUCCUAUUUAAGAAUGCCCUGAGCUCCGAAAUAAUUUCAAAACGACAGACAAGUUCAGCUCUGAGCUGGUACUCUCACGACGCGGACAUCCAAGCGGAAAAUCCAGGUCAAUCGUUGCUCACGCAAUGCAGUCCGAGUCUGAGGAGCGAAAGCAGGGAGAGUCGCACUCCAGUUCCGUGACACCGGAUCUGGCCUCUGAUAAACCUGUGGGCAAUGAUCUGGAGGGCAGUCGGUAUUAUACAGGAUUUUUCAGACGUACCACCCAGCUACUUUCUCGGUAUGGAAUUGAAACUCAUGGCAUCGCACCGGUACCAGCAGAGGAACGCCUCGAGACUCGAUGGUACCAAAUGUUCUUUGUAUGGUUUUCGGCUAACAUGAAUAUCUUGACAUUCAGCACUGGUACUGCGGGGCCUGCAUAUUUUUCUCUGGGAGUUCAUGACUCUUUAAUCAUCAUUGUCAUUGUUGAUCUGGCGGUCUGCUUGUUGCCUGCGUUUUUUGCUGUCUUUGGGCCAAAGCUUGGCACGCGAGCUAUGGUACAGGCAAGGUUCUCGUGGGGGUAUUUUGGUGCCAUCAUACCGACGGUCUUGAAUGUCUUUUCCAUGCAAGGCUUCCUUAUACUGAACUGUAUCGUUGGUGGACAAACGCUUGCAAGCUUAUCUUCUCGUCUUAAUGAUACUCUUGGUAUUGUUAUCAUUGGUAUCAUAACUCUUGUGGUCACUUUCUGUGGAUACCGCAUCAUCCAUUGGUACGAAAGCAUCGCCUGGAUCCCAAAUGUGGUCGCUUUUAUCACCAUGCUGGGUGUCGGCUAUCCACAACUACGCGACAACCAAUCAGCUCCUGUCUCUGAAGCGACUGUCGCUGAAGUUAUCUCUUUUGCGUCUAUCCUCGCAUCUAGCGUUCUCAGCUGGUGUACUAUGACUCCUGACUAUGGUGUAUACCACAGCCCUGCUGCUUCCUCUGCGAGAAUUUUUCUUUACACGUAUCUCGCGUUUUUCACCGCUAGUGUGACCGCCCACACCCUCGGUGCUGCGUUCGCGGCCGCAGCUCCUAACGUGCCUGCUUGGAACGAAGGAUUUAGCGACAGCUCUUCCGUCGGUGGCUUGUUAUACAGCGUGCUGCUACCUACAGGCGCAUUUGGAAAAAUUCUGACCGCUCUGGUCGCUCUCAGCAUACCCAGCGCUUGUGCACCAACCAUGUAUACAUUCAGCAACAGUCUCAUGGCUGUUGCUCCGUGGUUUGCUGCAGUGCCGAGAUGGGUGUAUAUUCUUAUCUCUGAAGGGAUCCUGAUACCAGUGGCCAUUGUCGGCGCCAAAAAGUUUUAUACCACUUUUGUUGACAUCCUGAAUAUCAUCGGGUACUGGUCGUCAGUAUUUGCCGCGAUUAUUCUUACAGAACAUGUGUUAUUUCGGCGGGCCUCUUUUUCUGAGGAUCAAUAUCCCAUCACGACUUGGGCUUCGUAUACCCUUUUGCCUAGCGGUAUUCCUGCGGUCGUUGCCUUUGCGUGCGCCUGCGGAGCCCUUGUUCCAUUUAUGUCACAGGCUUGGUAUGUAGGACCAGUUGCGAGGCAUGGAAGUGGAGAUGUUGGGGUAUUCGUAGGGUUUGUGGUGGGGGCUAUCACAUACGCAUUGGCAAGGGGAUUCGAAAACUGUGGUACAAGAAGAUGAGUAAAUCAGAUGUAUAGCGGUAGUCGUUUCUAAGGCAGAUAACAUGUACACGAACUGCUCUUUGACGUCGAAGAGACAAGGUAGUUCGAAAUCAAAAUGAAUGUCAGUCUGCGACUGGACAAAUCGUGCGCACCUGUAAACUCGAACAUGUGUAACAUGUACUGGUAGUAAGUUUGUGUUUGCUGUUGUGCAGCGG